Molecule: messenger RNA, 3797 nt
Organism: Cinclus cinclus
Lineage: Eukaryota; Metazoa; Chordata; Aves; Passeriformes; Cinclidae
Gene: LEPROT
Product: leptin receptor overlapping transcript
Exons: 4
Coding region: 27-323 (98 amino acids)
Biological process (GO): negative regulation of growth hormone receptor signaling pathway; late endosome to vacuole transport via multivesicular body sorting pathway
Cellular component (GO): endosome
Source: RefSeq, a predicted model, not a curated record
UCACGCGGCACCGACGGAGCCCGGACAUGGCGGGCGUGAAAGCUCUCGUGGCCCUGUCCUUCAGCGGAGCCAUCGGGCUGACGUUCCUCAUGCUGGGCUGCGCCCUGGAGUACUACGGUGUGUACUGGCCUCUGUUUGUGUUGAUAUUUUACUUCAUCUGCCCCAUUCCCCACUUCAUUGCCAAGAGAGUGGGUGAUGACAGUGAUGCAGCCAGCAGUGCCUGCAGGGAGCUGGCCUAUUUCUUCACCACAGGAAUUGUUGUCUCUGCCUUUGGGUUUCCAAUCAUCCUUGCACGGGUGGAAGCAGUGGAAAUAACCCACUGAAAUUUGACUUUUUAAUCUGAAAGAAAGAGAGCUCACAUGACUGAAAAGGUUUUAGCUGGUUUUUUUUUUCUCCUUUUCCCCCCUUUUUUCCCUGGUCCAACACAAGAUAAUAUCUCCACCUCAUGCCUCCCUGUCUCAUGACUCUGCAUCACUUCUUGCUCCAGCUUCCUUAUUUUUCUUUUGGAAUGUCUGAAUUCUCCAUUUAGGAUGCUGCAAACUCGGGGACUGGGGAGUGUUAGGAGUUAAAAGAUCAAAGGCCAAGCUUCUAGAGCUGCCCUCGUGGCUCUCAAAGCAUUUCCCAAGCUUUGUUCCCUCAAAGCCUGAGGAAAUUCUGGUCACAUUUGUGUGGGAGACAAAGAAUUCCCCUUGUCCCAUGUCCCAACCACCCAGUGAUGUUUUACUGAGUCCUGUUGGUUUUCCCCUUCACUUUCAGUCCUUUAAAUUUGGUGAACUUCCUCUGAAUUUAUUUGUAAUAAAUCCCCCUGAGAUUUUUGUUUUGGAGUUGUGGCCUGGCAGCAGCACAGUGACCACGAGAGGGAACUCUCAGUCAUGUAUUUUAAAAUGUUGCUUAUUUAAGUAAAUUACUUGUGCAGCUUAUUUAAAAAACAAAACAAACCUGUUUACUCUUAAAUCACGUUUUCUAUGCCUGUUACUUAUUUAAAAGGAGCUCUUAUGGUUUUGUUCCAUGCAUGGCAAUGGAAGGAGAGCACUAAUUUCACCAGAUUUCUCUCUGAUUUAGGUGUGUUUUAAUGAUUUGUAAGGCAAGUCAUCAUUUUCUUCUAAAUCCUAGCAGUAGCUUGGCUGAAGGUUUAUUAGUGAUACUAAUUGAAUAAUUAGUCACAUAAAUUAAAUUAUUCAUUGCUUGCCUGUUCUGCUUUUAGCAUCUUCCUGUAGUAUUUUGAUUUUUUUUGGUAGUAUUUUAGCUAAUCUAAUGCCUAGAAAUAACUGCCCUGAGCAUUCUUUUCCAAGAACUGCUUUGACUGUUCCAUUUCUUGCAUUUCAGAUCAAAUGGGGAGCCUGUGGCCUGGUGCUGGCUGGCAAUGCAGUCAUUUUCCUUACUAUUUUAGGCUUUUUCCUUGUGUUUGGCAGAGGAGAUGACUUUAGCUGGGAGCAGUGGUAGGAGCUCGCUGUGGUGCUGGUAAUUCUGAAUAUUUUACACCUUUUUCCCCCCUGCUCUGUGUGUGUGUGAAGAUAUUCUAAUGUGUGUGGUCUGUUAUCCACGUGGCUUUACAUUAUCACUUAAUAAUUUGGGUUUUUUUUAAAUGCACUUCAGCCAAAGGGACAGUGCUGGUGGUUGGCUUGAAGUAGACACUAAAAUCUGGAAUUAUUAUGAAUUUAUCCUUGAAGAAGCUUAUAAAACAUAAGCAGUUUUACCCACUUUUCACUAUACUUGCAAUAAUUUUUGGUUUAAUUGCAUUGAGCCAUUGGUCACUAUUGCUGUUGGGUUUUUAACCAUAUAAUUAAAGAAUAAUAUGAAGAUUAUGCUGAUUUGGAUUGUUCAACUUGAUCAAUCUUUCUGCUUUAAUUAGGAUGAGUCAGGAUUCCAUUUACACCUCAUUAAUUGUAAUUUGAGGAAAAAUUGUAAUUUUUCUUGAUGAUAUAAAACCAAACAUAAGUGAUGUCAAUUCUUACUGCCUAAUUAAAGCAAAAGAAAAUCACCCUGGUUAAAAACCCUUCCAUUUUUUUUUGGUUUAUUUUGUUUAAGGAUCAUUUUCUCCCCACAAAGAUAUUUUCUGUCCCUUUUCAAUUUAAAAAUUGUGGCUGUAUUUGUGGAAUAAUACACUUUAAUUCAUCUGACAUGACUUCUGUGAAGGUUCACAAGAGGAGAAUCUACCCUCAGGACAGUUAAAAUCACAAUUUAAUGUUCAACCCUGUAUUUUUAUGGGUGUGAAUUGCAAGGAAUUGAGUGUUCUAGGUAGGAUUUCUUAUUUCCUCCUUGCUUUUAAAUCACACUUCAACUCCUAUUUUAUUUUUUUUUUUUUGGUCUGGAAGAAUGUUGUUAUUCCUUUAAAACACUAUAUUUUUAAACAGCAUUAUCCUAGUAAACGUUCACAUAAUCACACUUAAGAAAAUAGAAUUUUAUUACUUUAAUAAUGGCAGUGGUCAGUAAUUAAUUACCUGAGCACUCUGAAAUGGGGACAGAAAUUAUUUUGUGGUCCCCAGGCAUGGGAUAUGGAAAUGUGGAGUUCCAGGAAGGUUAAUUCCAUGUUCUCAAUGGAAACUUCAGCUGUGUGAGAAGGAACACUUGAGUACCUGUAUUUUAUAUUGGAGGGGUUCCAGGUUGUCUCCUGCUAAAAGAGAAAUUAACUUAAUAUUAAGAAAUUAAUUUUAUUGACAGAAUUUUUCUGCAUGUUAAUGCUCCGUCCAAGACAUAGCAGGAUAAACUUAACAAAAAUCCUGGGAAUAACAAAUUAUUGGUACUGGGGAAAUUCCUUGUUUUAAUGAUAAACCAAAAUUUUCAGAUGAAACAUCAUUUCCAUGUUUAAAUCCUGCUUUGAUUUUAAAGAAGAAUCCUUUUUUCCCCUGUACAGUGACAUUUUUCACUCAAUGAUGAGGUAAAACAGUCAGUGCCUGAUGAUAAAUCCUGAAUGCCAUUGCUAACAAUUCCAUUUAACUCCUCUUGGAUUGGGAGUUGGAUUCUGGGAAGAUUUUUAUUCCAUUUAUGUACCAAAGGCUGCAAUAGAAAUCUACAAAACCACUCAAUUACUGAUGGAGUUUUGGGGAGGAAAACCAGCUGAGAAAGAAUUUUUCCCUAAAAUAAAUCAUUCCUUGUGGGCUCUGCUGCAGUACCUCAUGGGUGUUGAGUGGAGAAGGUCAAUACUUCUUUAUUAUUAUUAUUAUUUUUAUUAUUAUUGUUAUUUGGAAGUAGCUACGUGCACUAAUCCCUAAUGUGAAUUUCAUGCAGUUUUCUCAUGUGCUUUACAUUUAAUGUUUAAAAUUGUGUUGAAAUCGUGGUGAUCUCCCUUAACCUCUGUAAAGUAAAUUUACUUUGUUAUCAAAUAUGGUAAAAAAUAAUAUUUCAGUGGGUUUUUUUUUCUCCAGAGCUUCACUCCCACUAAGCUCUGAUGGUCUAUACUGGGAAUUCUGUCCCGUCCCUCCAGUGGGAAUUUCCUGUGCUUUCUCUGGAAUGGUUUUCCCAUGUGGAAGUGAAAACUGUGUAGCCAAAGUGCCUUAAUUUCCACACAACUCUGAUUUUUUUGGGAAUGCACCUACAUGGCAAGAUCAGUGUUCCAGAAUCAGCUGGAAAUGUGCAUUUUCCAAAGCUUCCUUGCCAACAAAUCCCAUUUGCUGCCAUUGGGGACACACUGCAGCCUUUGUGCCUUUUGUAAAGAGUUUUUAUCUCCUGUGAUUGCCAUAUCCCCGAGAUGAUGAACUGUUAAAACACAGGCAUUCAAAUAUAUCCUGCUUCUCUUUCCAAGUUGCCUACUAAAACUGACUUUUGGAAUUAUCUAAUAAAUAUAUCUGAUGCUUAAA